Molecule: messenger RNA, 441 nt
Organism: Dentiscutata erythropus
Lineage: Eukaryota; Fungi; Glomeromycota; Glomeromycetes; Diversisporales; Gigasporaceae
Source: the annotation of a GenBank genome assembly
AUGGCUGUUAAGAGAAUCAAUAAAGAAUUGCAAGAAUUAGAACGAGGUUCAACACCAUUUUGCAGUGCUGGCCCUGUUGGCGAGGAUCUUUAUUAUUGGCAAGCCACGCUUCUGGGGCCUGAUGAUGGCCCAUACGCCGGUGGUGCAUUUACGCUUAACGUUCAAUUUCCAACCGAUUAUCCAUUCAAGCCGCCUAAAGUAACUUUUAUAACUAAAAUUUACCAUCCAAAUAUUAAUAAUAAUGGUGACAUAUGUUUAGAUACUCUAAAAGAUCAAUGGUCUCCUAGUUUAACUAUCAGUAAAGAUGAGCCACUCAUGCCUGAAGUCGCUCAUAUAUAUAAAACUGAUCGUCCACGUUAUGAGGAAACUGCUCGAGAAUGGACUCGCAAACAUGCCAAUAUCACUGUCUGUGGUAUAUGGAAAAGCAGUCAGUCCAUGUAG